Molecule: messenger RNA, 1197 nt
Organism: Penicillium maclennaniae
Lineage: Eukaryota; Fungi; Ascomycota; Eurotiomycetes; Eurotiales; Aspergillaceae
Exons: 5
Coding region: 1-1197 (398 amino acids)
Source: RefSeq, a predicted model, not a curated record
AUGAGUAGCGAUGAGGAUCACCAGAACCUAGCGAUUAAGGUGGUGCCGGCCGUUUUCGUGACGAUAGCAUUUGUGACCGUCGUGCUCCGAUGUUACGUCCGCGGCUGGAUCGUGAAGGCGUUUGGCUGGGAUGACGGCGCCAUGGUAAUGGCUAUGGCCUGGUAUGUGAUGUUCUCCGGGUCUAUGAUAGGCGCUGGACUACACGGCAAUGGGCGGCAUUGGUAUCAUCUGGAGCCAGAGGAGCGAGUCAUCGCCAUGAAAUACUGGUGGCUCUGUGAGAUUGGUUUCUGCUUCGCCUCUAUCUUCUGCAAGAUUUCAAUUUGCAUUUUCCUGAUGCGAAUCUGUAUCAAGAAGACCCACCUGUGGACUCUCUAUUCCGUCAUGGCCGCGACCGUUUUUGCCGGACUGGUAUUCAUGUUCCUCAUGCUAUUCCAAUGCAAGCCUUUGUCCUUCUUCUGGACACGCUUGCAAAAUCACCCUGUCGUGAACGUCGAUGGUGAAGGGUCCUGUAUAAACAUGGAAAUUAUUGUCAUCAUGACAUAUAUUUACAGUGGCUUUGCCGCAUUUUGCGACUUCACUGUGGGAAUAUUACCAAUCUUCGUCGUGCGCAAACUGCACAUGAAGCGACAGACAAAGAUGGCAGUAGUCGCAAUCUUAGGCAUGGCUUGCGUUGCAUCUUCCGCCGUUAUCGUACGUAUUCCUUUUGUGGACACUUUUAACGAAUUGGACGACUUCUUAUAUGCUACGGUUCAAAUUGCCUAUCGGUCUAAUCUCGAGGCCGGUCUCGGUAUCACUGCUGGCUGUCUCGCAACCCUCCGUCCCCUUCUUCGCCAAUGGUUUGGAUCAACCGUAGACCCAUCCUAUUCUGCUGGAUUCCCCAAAGAAUCUUUCGGCCGCUUCAAUGCAAGUGCGCAACGACCGGUGCCUUUGGGAUCAAUGAAUGGGACUACUCGAAGCGAGCUGAGACCCGAUAAAUUAGCUGUCAUGGUGACGAACAUCGAAAGCCAGAGAGACUUGGAAGGAUCUUGGCCCGGGUCAUCGAGUCUGAACAGUAGUGAGGAACGUUUAACCACACAGCAUCCUCCACUUCCAGGGAAAAUAGAAGUCGGUGUCCACCAGACGUUCGAGGUUACACGAACGGCGGCGGAUGGCGACGAUCUGAACGGCUCUCAGUGGAUGGCGAGAGAGCAUGUAUAA